AGAAAUCGUGGGGCCAGUGAUUAAAAAUGAAAAUAAUAAUAAAUAAAAUAAAAAGAUAAUAGUAUUGAAACCACUAGUGUCAGAAAUAUGAACUGGCUGAAUGACUUCUGUGCGGCUCUAUUGGAAUUUGCAUCUGCUGUCCACAAAUCUUUGAGCGACCGGAAGCAGAACGACAAAAGUCACGCGUCCGCAGAAUUGGUUUGUCUUUGCCUCACUCAGAUUAUUGUUUGUGUGCGGCAGGUAGAGUGCACAAUGAAACUGGCGUCUGGCUCUGCAGUUUCGGUCCCGAACUCUUCGAACUCCAAUCUCAAACUGAAAGCCAUGACACUGGAACAGGCGCUCUAUCAGCUAGAAGAUUUCAUUAAUGAUGCCUUGCUGCGUUUGGUGUUCACCUGCUUUUUAGAUUUUCGAAAGUUCUCAGUGGACAAAAUCCGCACCCUUCUGAAGAGCAGUUCGGAUAAUGACGCUAUAGCUGAUGAAUUCAUUGCCGAUUUUGAUGUGAAUAUCGAUCGAGCCACCCAGAUUGGCAUUUUUGCAAUUGCCUUUGCCCCCAACUUGAAAAUGAAAAUGAUGAUGCGCAGCUGUCUGGCUUCCUUUGAGUCGUUGGACACCACCCUGAUACCUUCCCUGCAGGCCAACGGUUCCAACCUGCACUCCGACGUUUUGGAGCAGCACUUCAACGAGGAAGUGGCCAAGUUUAAGGCUACUCUGCAGGAGAUCAUUGACUGUCGCGCGUUUCUUGGCUGUUGUUUGGAGAUACUCACGUCCGGCAUUAGUGCUGCCGAAAAGCACUACGAAAAGGUCCCAUUAGAGGACUUGCUGGAAAUGGCCCUGUUCGUGCUAGAGCAUUUUCAAGUGGAAGUCAAUCGAACGGUUUUGGCUGAAGCAAAGCUUCAGAUCGGGCAGGAUUACUUGCAACAGUUCAUCCGAAUACUACGCUAGUGCAAGGCCAUUCUGAUGUGAGCGUCCCAGGUGGAGCCAAAACGUAUCAUCAAGCGCUUCAAGAUCCUGCGGACGAUUUAGCGCAAGCUUCAUGGCUGUAUCGAAGCUUCAAAGUAUCGUGAAGAGGGGCCCGACGACUUGGAAUCCUAUUUAAUGGACGAAUCCCAAGAAGAACUGACUGAAACAGUCAGCUUUUUACCCAGCUUGUCGGGCAUUGCGACUAGUCAAGGCAGCAUCCUCUACGACACAGCGCGUAGGAGGAGAUUGGCUAGAACCCACGAUACAAGGCCUAAAGAAAGUUAUCAUCAAAACAUAAAGUCAGCCUAUUACAGUGUGCGCCGCCGAGAAAGUCUGCGCACUGUUAUGUUUAAGCGACAAAAUAUGGCGGAAAGCAAACGCAUUUAUACCACAAUCAGCAACCAAUCCGCAAACCUCCAGAUAACUGAUAUACUCGAACAACUCACUGGAAUGUCAACUGGUGUCUUUGAAUGCUGACGCGGACCUUCCGUCAUCAGAUUGUAAAUAAUUGAAAAUAGUCUUAAGCACUCCGUAAUCGAAGGCUCACGAUUUGAAUUAACGUACAUCACAAGCUAAAUGCCUUUGGGCAGGUGCGACGAGUACAGGGAGACAUAUGUAGAUAUGUAUGGAGAUAUGUAUGGAGUUUUGAUGGUGGAGAGUGUUUUAUCCGAAACAGUGGUUUGGCUGUUGCAAAAAUAAAGCAAUAAAAUAAGUUAAGAAGAUAAGAAGUACAUUCGGUUGUACAACGGAGUAGCAGUGCUCUUUUGGCAUCUAAAGGCUGCCCAAUCGAAAGAUGUGAAGCCGUGUGUUCGCAGUAGUCCCUAUCGAUUUUCCGACUCGAACAGAAGAACGACUUUAAUCAUUGGUACACACUUACAGCUAUUGUUGAUAGU
Molecule: messenger RNA, 1853 nt
Organism: Drosophila miranda
Lineage: Eukaryota; Metazoa; Arthropoda; Insecta; Diptera; Drosophilidae
Product: serendipity locus protein alpha-like
Exons: 6
Biological process (GO): cellularization; cell-cell adhesion; cell migration
Cellular component (GO): membrane; catenin complex; adherens junction
Molecular function (GO): actin filament binding; beta-catenin binding
Source: RefSeq, a predicted model, not a curated record